Rhizophagus irregularis DAOM 181602=DAOM 197198 is the source of this 1147-nucleotide messenger RNA. The record is from RefSeq and is a predicted model, not a curated record. NCBI's taxonomy places the organism in Eukaryota, Fungi, Glomeromycota, Glomeromycetes, Glomerales, Glomeraceae.
UUUUUCUUUUUUUUAUAAAUUUUUGUAAUCAUCAAACAUUAAAAUCAUCAUGGAAUAUACGGUCGAAUUAAAUUAUUUUUUGAUACUUACAACAAUAAUGAUUGUGGCUUCCACACAUAAUUUUAUUAAAUCGAUCGUAUUUUAUCGCGGGGAUUAUUUAAAAUUUUCAAGUAUAUUAAAGAUUACUUUCAAUAUAAGUGGUCUCUUAUGCGCUCUAUCCAAUAUUGGAUUACUUAUUACGAUAAAUACCACUUCUUUAUCGCAAUGUUUGUUGACUACUUAUUUACAAGUUUUAUUAGAUUUCAUAUUUUCAGAAUUUCUCAUCAUUUUCUUAGUCUGGAAACUAAGACAAUUCAUAAAAUCAAAAUUAGAUAAUUACAUUGUAUAUGGUUUACUUUUAAUUAGAAGUUUGUUCUAUAUCAUCUCCAUUGCAUUCAUACAACCACAAAUAACGUUUAACAUCACUUCACCUAAUGUUACUUCAUGUGAUAAUGACGCACAUCAGGAAAAGUGGUUUUUGAUUACGACUAUAGCUGAUCUUUCGAUAGACGUUUACGUUACUUUUCGUAUUAUUCAAUGCAUACUGGGUUAUUCAACUACCAAUCAACGCUCUCAUUCACCCUACACAUCAAUUGUAGUGAAUUCAUUACCCAUUUUAAUUGCUUCAUUAUAUCAUAUAAAUACAUUCAUUUUUAAAUUAUCGAUCCCUGGGUACAUGUUUAAAACAGUCACUUUCGUUAUCUUAUCCUACGUUAUAACUUUUAUCAUAGAUUUACCUCAUUUAAGUGAAUCUGAUCUAGAAAAAAGAAAUUUUGAACAAGGUAUUGUUCAACCUUCAAUUCCUGAUGAAGAUAUUGUAUUAAGAACUUCUAAUGGAAUGUUGGUAGAUAUGCCUUUAAACAAUGUUCGUGAUGAAAUUAAGAUGGAACAACAAUAUAAAGUUGAAAAGUUGGAACCUGAUAGUGAUGUUGGAUUUUUAAAACAAUCUUUAUCAUUUUAUGAAGUAAUAUCUGUACUUUUUGGAAAUGACAAGGAUGAUAAAAAACAAUCUUCUUAAAUUAAUUUAUUAUAUAUAUAUUAUUUUAGUAAAAACAUUUUUUUCAAAUAAAAAAAAAAAUUAUUAAACUGCGGCGCAGUAUAAUAAUAA